AUGAGUGGGAAGCUCUCUGUUAUUGUACUCGCUCUAUUUUAUCACAUCUUGUAUCUUACUUUCUACUGGUUACUUCGAAGACUAAGCUUUGUUUUUAUUCGCACAAGUACAACAAAAGAAAAUGUACUUAAUUUUGAUAGAAUUACCAAGGCAUUUAAUUAUCGUAGAUCGUAA
Plasmopara halstedii is the source of this 174-nucleotide messenger RNA. RefSeq lists its product as uncharacterized. Lineage: Eukaryota; Oomycota; Peronosporomycetes; Peronosporales; Peronosporaceae. The coding region runs from base 1 to 174 and encodes 57 amino acids. The record is from RefSeq and is a predicted model, not a curated record. The transcript is spliced from 3 exons.